This is a messenger RNA of Procambarus clarkii (red swamp crayfish), 5415 nucleotides long. It is a transcript of the gene Tusp, whose product is annotated as WD40 superfamily protein Tusp. The record is from RefSeq and is a predicted model, not a curated record. Gene Ontology annotation, molecular function: protein binding. NCBI's taxonomy places the organism in Eukaryota, Metazoa, Arthropoda, Malacostraca, Decapoda, Cambaridae. Gene Ontology annotation, biological process: intracellular signal transduction.
GACGAGGGCUGGAAGCUGAACCGGGUCCACUACUACCAGGAGGGCUGGCUGGCCACCGGCAACGCCCGGGGCAUCGUCGGCGUCACCUACACUACUUCCCACUCCAAGAAGCCCUCAGACCUGCCAUCCAGGACCAACUACAACCUGAGGGGCCACAGAGCUGAGGUGACGUUGGUCAAGUGGAACGAGCCCUACCAGAAGCUGGCGACGUGCGACUCGUCAGGGAUCAUCUUCGUCUGGAUCAAGUAUGAGGGCCGCUGGAGCAUCGAACUCAUCAACGACCGCAACACUCCCGUUACCCACUUCUCCUGGAGCCAUGACGGCCGCAUGGCACUCAUCUGCUACCAGGACGGGUUCGUGCUGGUGGGGUCGGUGGCCGGACAGCGAUACUGGUCCUCAAUGCUCAACCUACAGUCCACUAUCACCUCCGGAGUCUUCACGCCCGAGGACCAGCAGGUGUACUUCGGAACCACGUCUGGGAUGGUGAUUGUGAUGGACGUGCACGGAGCGAUGGUGUCGCAGGUGCCGCUGCUGGACGACACGGCCAUCACCGACCUCGUCUGGUCCUGCCCCAAGUUUAAGAUGGAGGAACACGAGGAGAACAACACUAAGAAUGCAGGUGAUGGGAGCUCGCUGCUGGCGGUGGUGUUCCAGACGGGACUGGUGUACUUACUGAGGACUCACGACGACCUCAGCCCGACCGUCAUCAGAACUGGCCUCCGGGGCGUCCAGGUGGAGUGGACCAACUCCGGAGAGGUGCUGGCCGUGGCGGGUCACCUGCCUGAAGAAGGCUGCACCAUAGGCACGGCCACCAGUCAACCCGUCAGGAACGUGGUCAAGUUCUACACCAGGAGUGGCGGGCUCCGGUACACCCACCACCUGCCCCUCUGUCAGACGCCUGUGACGGCCCUGACGUGGGGCCACAACGACAAGCGGGUGUUCGUGGCGACGGGCGCCCAGCUGCACAUCGGUCGGGUGUCGCGUCGCGUCGCAUCGUUGCAGCUGCUGUGCCGCCUGGCCAUCAAGAGCCGGGUGGUGGAGGAGGAGAAGGUGGCCACCUUACCUCUGCCCAGGAGACUCAAGGCUCUCGUCACCUCCCUCUACACUCAGACAAUCCGCUGCUACAUCCCCGAGGCCCGACAGUUGCGAGAGUUCGUGUCCCGCCCACCAGCCAACAGUCAGCGGCUACACUGUACGAUGAUCCGACACGACGAGGAGCUGGUGCCCACCCCUGGCGCCUGCUACACGCUCUACCUCGAGUACCUGGGCGGCCUCGUGCCCCUCCUCAAGGGCAAGAGGACCUCCAAGAUACGACCGGAGUUCGUCAUCUUCGAUCCACAAGCGGACGAGACCUUGACCAAGGAGGGCGUGGAGCGCGGGGUCGGGGUCGGGGGUGGCGGCGGCGGCGGCAUGCUCGCCAAUGGCCACCCGGCGCUGAGCGACACCUCCGACACCGAGUACGAGGACAUGUGCGCCUCGCCGAGGCUCCAGAGGCGACGCAAGCUCAAGCGCAGAAUACGAGAGAGACUGGAGAGCGAGACGGACGAGCUGGUGUACCUGGACACCUUGCCUGAGCACCACCGGCUGGUGGAGGUGACGUCGAAUAUCUGGGGCACCAAGUUCAAGCUGCAUGGGGUGGCAUCGUCCUUACCCGCCAACCUGGGUCAGGUGACCUACAAGACGUCCCUCCUGCACCUUCAGCCACGUCAGAUGACGCUUGUCAUCACGGAGCUCAGGGAGGACAUCCCCCCCAGACCUGACCCUAACUUCAACCCCAACGUGUUCUCUGAGGACGAGGAGGAGCUGGGUGAGCGUCUUGCCUCCCGCCGACCGCCUGACCUGACCUCAGACGUGCCAGCCAUCGCACCAAUGACGCCCCGCCGGACGCCCUCCUCCUACUCCCGCCAGGGUCUGCACACCACGCCCUGGGACGUCUCCUCCCCUGCUCCUCACAGACCACCUCACACGGAGAUCAGUGCAGUGGAGACCAGACUGGAGAUGGAUGGUGGGAUGGACGGGAUGGUCCUAGACCCAGACGGUGCCGCCCUCCUGCAGGAGUUGGAGGAACAUCCUUACGUUGACCUGGCCACUCCCGAGAUGUUGCAGCUGAGGGAAGGCCUCCGGGCGGAGCUCCGUGGGGAGAAUCACACCUCCUCCCUCCAUCACCCAGCUCAGAUGACUCCCUCCCACGCCCCCCUCCACGCCCAGGAGGGGCACGUCUUCUCCAUCAUGCGUGGCUCGGCGCCCUCCAGUCCUAAGCACUCCGUCAGCGCCUUCUGCUGCGAUGCCGGCACCAUCCAGUCCCCCAAGAAUAUUGUCGCGCCAACACCCAUCGUCACCCGCAACUCCUCCACGACGGCGACGGUGCUGGAGAUCCAGGGUGGUGAGGUGGGGCGGGCGGGCCUCAAGACCUCCACCACCACCACCAUCACCAGCAGAGCCUCACGGACGGAGGAGCUCCGCCUCGUUACCUCUGACAAUGCCCUCCAUCACUACAACAAUGUCUCCACCUCGUCGGCCUCCAACACCACCAAUUCCGUCACCACCAACAACAUCAAUAACCUAAUUAGCAACAAUAAUACUCUCAACAACAACAACAAUAACAAUGUCACCUUCAACAACAACAGCACCAGCAACAGUAGCAGCAACAACGGGAGCAGCAGCAGCAGCAGCAGCAGUGGGAACAGCACCUACCGCAGUCCUCAACACACACUGCAGGGGUGUAGCGGUGGCGGGUUGAGGAGUGACAUCAUCCGGUACAUCGACGAGGAGAGCGGAGAGUCGGACGGGCGGUCUUUCACCCCGUCGCCAGCCCGGACGCGCCCACGCCCACUCUACUCCCGAGCCCGCAGCAAGAGCGUGGGCCACCUGCACAACAUGGACCAUGCUAUCAACCAGCUGCAACACCUGCACCAGCUGCGCAACAUCGACGCUUUCCUCGCCUUCAGACGGUCGGGUUCUCUUAUUGACUCACCCAAGAAGCGUCAGGUCGGAGAGAGCCAGCCCCGGCAGCCGUGCCUUGCGGACUGCGGUAAGAGUCGCAGCCUUGACUCUUCACCCUUCAUCAUCAAGCGCCGCCUCCACCACCUCCAUCACCACCACCACCCCCACCCCCUGGCCGCCUCCACCACCACUACAACCACCACCACCACCACCACCACCACAACGUCAACCACAGCGCCAACCACCACCACCACCACCACCACCGUCGACCUUCACCAGAGCCUCAACCACACAGAGAAGCAACAGAGGACGUUCGGCAGAACAUUAAAGGAGAGUGUGCUAGUGGAGCGGUUGGCAGCCCUUCAGCGAGAGUGUCAACAGAACCCACCGCCCACACCCCGCCACCAGCCCACGCCUGACACAGCUCUUCGCCUCAACACGCCCACACACACGCCCACCAUCUCCUCCGCCCACGCCAGCAAGAGCAUUCCUUCCACGCCAGUCAAGACGAGGAAGGCGCGGCGACACCAAUCCUCCUCCCCCAUUAGGAAACACUUGCUCAACUCGCCACUGCUGGCCCGUCGUCGUCAGCGGCGAGGCACCGUGGAGAGCAGCGACGACGAGGUGGUCCACUGCUCCAGCGACGCCGAAGUCCUCUGCUCCUCUAACUACCGGGACCUCGAGACCUUCCAGAAGACGCAGCUGAGGAACAAGCUGCGGCGGUCGCGGGGCCGCAGCGAGGGCGGCGGGUUCAGCGGGGGCGAGAGCUCCGGGUCGUCGACGCCUCGCCACCGCCAGUACGUCAUGCACAACAAGGCGCCGCUCUGGAACGAGAACUCGCAGGUCUACCAGCUCGACUUCGGCGGGCGCGUCACCCAGGAGUCGGCCAAGAACUUCCAGAUCGAGUUUAAGGGCAAGCAGGUGAUGCAGUUCGGGAGGAUCGACGGCAAUGCCUACACGCUGGACUUCCAGUAUCCGUUCAGCGCGGUGCAGGCUUUCGCUGUGGCCCUCGCCAAUGUUACACAGAGGCUGAAAUGAUAUAGGAUGCACCCAGAGAGCCAGACCGCACACAGCCACAGUGUUGUGGUUCUCGAGUUCUGGUGACGUCACAUCCUGCGCUGAAGUUGCCAGAGGCUGCUGCGAGAGAUUUCUGUGUUCUUCUGGUGAAAAGAAAAUAGGUUGUUAUGAACGUUAUUAAGUUGGUUGAGUGUUGCUGCGAGGGAGGUCAAGGAGGUGAUACGAACACAGUGGCGUUGAAGGUGGAGGAGACUACGAGACAGCUGGCAGUGUUGACGGGUUAGAAAAGAUACAAGACAGGUGUCUGCGUGGCUGUCGUGUCAGUGCCUGAGGUAUAAUGACGCUCACUUUGUCCGCGUAUAUACAUUUUCUUGUGUGUGUGUGUGUGUGUGUGUGUGUGUGUGUGUGUGUGUGUGUGUGUGUGUGUGUGUGUGUGUGUGUUUAGACAGUUUGCCAUUUGAUAUAGUGACACUGCUGACAAUAUUUGUAUGUGAUACUAUUUAUUGCUUUUACUACGAGCAAAGAUACGCUGUACAUUACGUUAGCAAUACGUCUGUUUCCACUUUAGCUUAUAAGGCCGUGUGGUCUACGUUGCCGGUUCGUAAUGAAUUUUUAAUCUUCGUUCAUGACUGCAAGAAAUAUCGUUUUUGUUUUUUUUAUAGCUGUUAUGUUAUAAAACGUGAACGAUGAUGACCAGGACAUGGACUUUUAUGACUGGAAAACGUCCACAACAAAAAAAAAAAAAUCUCACGUGCUUCGUCAGAGGCAAGAAUAUAGUUGAUCUCAAGAGUCUUCUAGUCACUGGUAGGUCUUGUCUAGGGGCAAGCCAGCUCGUCCUCAUCCCUUCACCUCGAACCCCCAUUUCUUCAGCGUCUUACAAGACACAGCUGCCGGAUCUCAGCAGCUGCACAGGACCAGCUUCUUGGGUGACACUCGGGCGUUGAUGGAGCCCCAAAAAUAAUGUUGAAAUUGAAUGGAAAUUUUAUGGUUGUUGUGCUCUUAAGGAGAUGUGGGGGGAACAGGGCCUUCGAUCUGGGGAACCUUUGUGGGGGUCUUGAACCACCUCAUGGGGACCUCAGGGGGUCUUGGCCUCAGCUAUGGGGACCUCAGGGGGUCUUGGCCUCAGCUAUGGGGACCUCAGGGAGAGGGGACGUGGCUUCCGUUAUGGGGGUGGGGGACCGUUUGCAGUUUGCGGUGCUUCAUGGAUUGGAAUAUUUUGCACUUUAAAGUAUAAAUAUUAUUUUAUUGUUAAAGUUUCUUUAGUGCAUAACAAGAAGAUAAAGUGAUAUUAUGCUUAGUUGGCAUUUGGGGAAUGUAGAAAGUGUGAUGACCUGCCUUGUGUGUCGCCAGGUGUGGAGGGAGGUAAGGUGAGGCAGGUGUGGAGGGAGGUAAGGUGAGGCAGGUGUGGAGGGAGGUAAGGUGAGGCAGGUCUGGAGGGAGGUAAGGUGAGGCAGG